GACUGUAGCAUGUGAUAUCCUCAACCAAUUAGAUUAGAGAUUUAAUAUUUUGUUUUCGAGGGGUAACAUAACCAAACUAAAAAUGUAGUGAUUUCUUUUAAAUUUAAUAAUAAUAUGUCUUCAGAACCACAGGUAUUAAUUAGUGUUAUUGUUCCUAUUUUCAAUGGGUCAUCAUGGAUUGAUCAAUGUUUCAACUCAAUUUUACAACAGGAACUUCGAGAAGACGUAUUUUUGGAAGUGUGUGUCUGCAAUGAUGCCUCAGAUGAUGGCACUGUUCUAUUUUUACAUAAAUGGGUUCAUAUUUUCAACCAAAAGAAAAUCAAAUUGAAAGUUUUUAACAAUGAAUCUGGAACACCAAAAGGCGUUGGUUAUUCAAAAAACAGGGCUGUCGGUAUUAGCAAUGGGGCUUAUUUGUGUUUUCAAGAUAUAGAUGAUGUGAUGUUACCCAACAGGAUAAGAGAGCAAUAUGAGAAAGCAAGGAGUUUACCACGUGAUACAAUUGUUGGUUCACAAUUCAAGAGAGUGCCUGAAAACUCCACAAAUCGCUACACACAAUGGGCAAAUUCUCUACCAGAUGAAAAACUUCAUAUACAAAUUUAUACCUCCCAUGGACCCACCGUAAUUAUGCCCACGUGGUUUUGUCACCGCUCAGUAUUCGAAAGAAUUGGAGGUUUUUCAGAACAAGGAAAGGGUACUCCUGAAGAUUUGAUUUUUUUCUACAAACAUUUAGAUUUGGGCGGAAAAGUGUACAGAGUCAAUCAGUGUCUAUUAAUCUACACUUACCACCCAAGUGCGACCACAUUUUCAGUCAUGGAGGCCACAAUUUGGAAAAUCAGAUUGGAGAGAUUGGAACAUGUGGUACUACACAACUGGCCGAAAUUCACAAUUUGGAACGCUGGAAAACAAGGCCGCAAGUUGUAUAAUUCAUUAUCAGUUGAGUCGCAGAAAAAAGUCACGGCUUUGUGUGAUGUUGAUAAAAAGAAAGUUGGUAAAAUUUACACACCGUUCAAUAGUGAUACUCGAAAAAGUGGAAGAUCUGUCGAUAUUUUACAUUUUAAAGACGCUGAACCUCCCUUUGUGAUUUGUGUAAAAAUUAAUCUUACGAACGGAGAAUUCGAAAAUAAUUUAUCAUCGCUUCAUUUAAUAGAAAAUAUUGAUUACGUUUUGUUUAGUUGAAGUUUUUGUCAAGGAAAUAUAAUCCUCGGUUCAAAUAAAUUCUGCCAGAAAUAAUUGAA
Molecule: messenger RNA, 1235 nt
Organism: Tribolium madens (black flour beetle)
Lineage: Eukaryota; Metazoa; Arthropoda; Insecta; Coleoptera; Tenebrionidae
Product: UDP-GlcNAc:betaGal beta-1,3-N-acetylglucosaminyltransferase-like protein 1
Exons: 7
Coding region: 115-1176 (353 amino acids)
Source: RefSeq, a predicted model, not a curated record